Molecule: messenger RNA, 4014 nt
Organism: Serendipita indica DSM 11827
Lineage: Eukaryota; Fungi; Basidiomycota; Agaricomycetes; Sebacinales; Serendipitaceae
Source: the annotation of a GenBank genome assembly
AUGCCGUUCGUUCCCAGCCCAGCAGAAGUCGCCGUUGUAAACGCGAUAUUUACACAAGCAGACCCACAGAAACUCGGUCUCGUCACGGGCGAGCAAGGCGUCAGGGUCUUUGCUGGUGCACAUCUCCCGCCAGCCACGCUUGGCGACAUUUGGUCGCUUGCAGAUCCAGAAAACAACGGCGCACUCACAAGAAAGGGCGUUGCCGUCGCCGUUCGUCUCAUCGGCUGGGCUCAGGCGGGCGAGUUGCCCACGGCAGAGCUCAUUGACAAAGCCGGUCCUUUACCAACUAUCGACGGCCUCCAAGUGCCCGCCGUCUCGUCCCUCCCCGCCAGAGCACCAGCUCCUAUAUCCACGCUCCCAAGCGCCCUCCCACCCCUUCUUCCAACGGACAGAACAAAAUUUCUGACCCUCUUCAACAAGGCAAACCCAGGCGGCGGUCUCCUCAAUGGCGAACAGGCCAAAAAUAUAUUCGUACGGUCCAAACUUUCCGUAGAGCGACUAAAUGCGAUAUGGUCACUCGUCGACACGACAAACCGCGGCGCACUCGAUGCCACGCAGUUCAUACUCGCCAUGUAUUUUAUACAGGGCAGCAUGUCGACCCCGCAAACGAUUCCCGUCCUCCCACCAUCCAUUCCUCCAUUUUUGUGGGACCAAGCUGGCGGCCGACCUCCAAGCGUCCAGUCGCAUUCAACAGGUGGUAGUCUCCCAUCUCCAUCACUUCAUUCUACCAUGGCUCCAAAGGCCUUCAUGCCCCAGUACACUGGUAUACAGGCGCAAAUGACUGGAAGCACCAUCCCGCUUGCUCCGCAGAUGACGGGCAGUCGUAUGCCGCCGUCAAUUCCGUCUCGUCCCUCGAAUCUCUCGAUCGCUCCUCAAAUGACCGGGCAAUUGGCAUCGCCUUUCCCUCUUGCUCGGCCGCCACCUAGCGCUACGCUCCCUUGGGAUGUUACUGCAGAGGACAAGCUGCGAUCAGACGGGUUCUUCGAUAACCUGGACACGGAGCACCUUGGCUACGUUGAAGGGGCUGCUGCGGUGCCAUUUAUGCUCUUAUCAAACCUACCCGAAGAUGUUCUCGCCCGCGUUUGGGAUCUUGCUGACAUGAAAAAUGACGGUCGACUCACGAAAGACACCUUUGCUGUCGCAAUGCAUCUCAUUAACAAGGUGCUCGAAGGCAAAGAGCUCCCAGAAUUUUUACCACCGACAUUGAUUCCUCCGUCCAUGAGACUUAGCGCGUCUCAAUUCCAAGCCGCUUCAUCGAUGCCUGUCCUGUCAGAGACCCAUCGUGACUUGCUCUCACUAGACGACGAUGUCGCAGUACAAGCUCCUGUGCAAACUCCGCCGCAAAAGGUAGCAUCUCCACCUCCUGUCCCGGUCAUUUCGCAGAUCUCGGCGAGUGCGCUCAAUCCCAAUGUUCAGACUCCUCCUGUUCCCGCUCCUUCCUCCACUAUCCGACCUUCAGUCAGACGGGAUCUCCUUGAUGACGAAGAAGCAGAAGAGCGUCAACAAAAGCAGCUCGCACAGAACAGCGUGGAGAUUGCCAAUGUACGAAACCAACUCGCGUCGACUGCUGCCGCACAAGCAAGUGCAGAGGAUGAAAGGGCCAAGCUGGAAUCCGACCUUGCAACGUCGGCUGCGACGCUCUCCCAAUUGCAAACUCAGCUCGCCUCCGCAAAAGUCGGCUUUGAUACCGAGACCAAAUUGCUGGCCGGUCUACGAGAACGAUAUCAAACGCAGGCGAAAGAGAUUCAAACUACCCGCGAGCAACUCAUCACUGCGGAGAGCGACCUCAGCGCAGUCAAGCUUGAAAAGGCCGAAAUUGGUGGGAAUCUUCUCCGUGAGAAGGACGACGUUCGCGAACUCAAGCGUCGUCUGGCGGAGGUCAUCGAGGAGACGGCAGCGAUCAAAAAGGAGAUUGAACAGGCGAAAAAGGACGCGAGGAUGCAGAAGGGACUACUUGCGAUUGCCAAGAAACAGCUCCAGACUGCCGAAGCUGAGAAGGAGGCAGCCUCAAACGAGUUGGCCGAAGCUAGGGAGGAGGCCACCAAAGCAGAGGAAGAAGUUGCUCAAGCGGAGUCGGAGCUUGCAUAUCUAAAGUCACCCGAAACUAAACCUGCGACAUUGGCAAAUGGCGCUCCAGCGGGCGUCUCAACCAGCCCGGCACCUGUAGAGCCUAGCAGUAGGGCGAUCUCGCCACCCAUUCCUGCUGCAAGUCCCGCGCUUCCAUUCGCAGAUGUAUCCGGUGUCGCUAGCCCAGCGCUUUCGUCAAAGAGUAACAACCCAUUCGAUCGUCUCAGGAAGGGCAGCGUUGCCUCUGACACAUCGAUUCCUCAGAGGACAGCGUCUCCGUUCGCACCGCAGGCUCUAGUAGCCGAGGCAAAGUCGGUCGACGAGGACGAUCCGUUUGGAUUCAACGAGAUGGAUAGUCAUGCUGCGGACGCGACUCCGACAAAACCUCCGGUUACCGAGACGGCUAAGCAGACGUCUCUAGGCUUUGACGCCCUGUUUGAAGAUAAUGUCGCUUCCCCGACGUCGACGGUUCCAGAAACAGCGGCAUCUCCCUCGGAAACAUUCUUCACUCCUCCAGGGACGUCUGCCGCGGAAACAACUCGCUACCAGCCCAUGGAAUCACUCUUUGUGGAGAAGGAAGAUUCCUCCACCAGCAGGUUCCCGGCAUUGUCUGAUGUGCCAGCCGCCAGAAAGGGCACAGCGGACGAACUGCCGCCUAUGGAAAUGGAAAAGGACGCCGAUGAUAGCUCGUCCGAUGAAGACGAGAAGCCGCUUGGACAGGUCAAAGAGGAUAUCAAGGCUGCGGCCGCUGCAUCUACAUCUCAACUAGCAGCAGCACCAAGAACCGAUACGUCCUUUGCGGAUGCCUUUGGCUUUCCGGCCGUAGACGCCUCGGCACCAACCACAGGACCGAGCUCUCACUUUAGCACUAUUGGCUCCGACAAGGUCCUGAGCUCGCCGUCGGUCUCCACUGAACCUAUUCAACCGACAGUCAAUGGACACGCCACUGGGAUUUCGGCGGCGAGCGCUUUUGAUGAAGCGAUGGGCGUUCUUCCUACUCAGCCUCAACAGCCAACAGCAGCGGCGACUGCUGAACAAUCUUUCAAGUUUGACAAUUUUGACGACACAUUUGACUUUGGUGACUCGUCGUUUACGCAUGCUCGAAACAAAUCGAACGAGAUUACCAUGCCAAUGCCCAAUACCUCCGUACCACCCUCUGCGGCCUUUGACGAGGCCUUUGGUCUCUCCCCUGCUGCUGCUCCCGUGGGAGGAAAUACCGCCCCAGCCCCAGCCGUAGCCGCCACACCGCUCUCCUUUGAUGACGCCUUUGACGUCGAAACAACUGAGCCCACUGCGGCUCCAUCGUUUCCCCAGCCAGCACCCACAAUGCCGAUUGCAGCCUCAGCCCCGGCUGUGGCCCCUGAAUCGCCGACCACGACAACACAUACCCACAACACUGCUCAGACGAGCAAUGGUGUCGGCCAGAAUGGAUCAUCGAUUCGAAGCGAAUCACCUACCGCCGUGCGAGGGUCGUCAUCGUCUGCACGUGCGACGUCUCCUCCUCCACGAACAUCCUCUCCAAAGAUCCCCGCCGCUCGACCUCGUCCUGCAAAGGAAUCGGCUUCGGCCCGCCCCGGUAGCACGCUUACACCCGACUCUGCUGGCCCGUCUCGUAGCUCACGACUGAGCAUUCAUUUCCCCUUUGGAAGAUCCAAGAGCUCCAAGGAGAAGAAGGAUAAGGAGAAGAAGGAUAAACAUGCCAAGGAACAUCAGGGGCGUGAAGAACAUGGCGGGGUCAUGCCACCGCCUGUCCCAAGUAUCCCCACGGGCUACUCGAUGGAGCGUCUGGAGACGGGGGAGCUGGGAACUGUUGCUGAAGACGGCGACGUUCCUGCAUUGAAACAAUUGAUGGAGUAUGGCUUCAACCGGGAACAAGCUAUCGAAGCCCUCGAAGCGACUGGAUACAGCUUCCAACGAGCCUUAAACAAGCUCCUCUCGACGCCUUGA